AUGACAGCUCAGAUUUUGGAUGGGAAGGCCAUAGCAUCGGAUCUUCGUAGCAAGAUCCAUGACGAAAUCGCCCAAUUCCAAAUCAAGCAUGGCGAUUUCAGGCCCCACUUGUCGAUAAUCCAAGUUGGCGCCAGACCAGACUCGUCAACUUAUGUCAAGAUGAAGUUGAAAGCAGCUCAAGAAGCCAAUAUCGAGUGCGACAUCAUCAGUUUGCCAGAAGACGUCACCGAGUUUGAGCUUUUGAACCAAGUUGCAAAAUUGAACGGCUCGUUAGACGUCGAUGGUAUCUUGGUGCAAUUACCCUUGCCUCAGCACAUUGACGAGACAAAAGUCACCAAUGCCGUUUUGGCCAACAAGGACGUGGACGGGUUUGGACCUUUCAACGUGGGCGAGUUGGCUAAAAAAGGGGGCGAGCCUUUAUUCUUACCCUGCACACCAAAGGGAAUCAUGCACAUGUUGCAAGUUUCAGGGGUCGAUAUCGACGGCAAGAACGCCGUUGUCUUGGGCAGAUCCGAUAUUGUGGGCAAACCAAUCGCCAACUUGUUGACCAAAGCCAAUGCCAAUGUCACCAUUGUCCACUCAAAGACCCCCUUGGACCAAUUGAAAAACUUUUUGAGCAACGCCGACAUUGUCGUUGCCGCAAUUGGCCAAGCUGAGUUUGUCAAGGGCGAAUGGAUCAAACCUGGCGCAGUGGUGGUCGAUGUGGGCACCAAUUUCAUCCCCGAUGACACCAAAAAAUCAGGCCAGAGAAUGGUGGGCGACGUUGAAUUUGAAGCGGCCAAGGAAAAAGCCGAAUUGAUUACACCGGUGCCCGGUGGCGUGGGGCCCAUGACUGUAGCGUGCUUGUUGGAGAAUGUCAUCAUUGCAGCAAAGAGACACUACAAACUUAACAACGAAACUCCUAAAUUCACCAACCCUUUAAAAUUAAACUUGCAAAAACCGGUGCCUUCAGACUUUGAGAUCUCGCGUGCGCAACAGCCAAAGCGUAUCACCCAAGUUGCCGAGGAAGCCGGCAUCUUGGACUCUGAAUUGGAGCCAUUUGGUUUUUACAAAGCAAAAGUCUCGUUGGACAUUUUACAACGUUUGCAGAAUAAAAACAACGGUAAAUACGUCUUGGUGACCGGUAUCACGCCCACGCCAUUGGGCGAAGGUAAAUCCACGACAACUGUUGGUUUGGCCCAGGCGUUGGGGGCCCAUUUAAACAAAAAUGUCUUUGCCAAUGUGAGACAGCCUUCAAUGGGACCCACUUUUGGUAUUAAAGGCGGUGCCGCGGGCGGGGGUUAUUCGCAGGUUAUCCCCAUGGACGAGUUCAACAUGCACGUGACUGGUGACAUCCACGCUAUCACCAUGGCCAAUAACUUGUUGGCUGCAGCGAUCGACACGAGAAUGUUUCAUGAGUCGACGCAAAAGGAUGGUCCUUUGUACAAGAGAUUGGUACCGGAAAAGAAAGGCACGAGAUCAUUCACCAAAUCCAUGUUGAAAAGGUUGGAAAAAUUGGGUAUUGACAAGACCGACCCUAAUGAGUUGACCCCGGAGGAGAUUACCGCUUUUGCUAGAUUGGACAUUGACCCUGAAUCGAUCACUUGGAGAAGAGUCGUUGACUGUAACGAUAGAUUCUUGAGAGGCAUAACCGUGGGUCAAGCACCAAGUGAAAAGGGGUUCACCAGAGCCACUGGGUUUGACAUUACCGUUGCUUCGGAAUGUAUGGCGAUUUUGGCCCUUGCCAACUCGUUGGAAGACAUGAGAGAGAGAUUGGGCAAGAUGGUGAUUGGCUCCUCCAAAAGCGGUGUUCCCGUUACAUGUGAAGAUAUCGGGGCCGCGGGUGCCUUGACUGCAUUGUUGAAGGAUGCCAUCAAGCCAAACAUUAUGCAAACGUUGGAAGGCACACCCGUGUUUGUCCAUGCUGGUCCAUUUGCCAACAUUUCCAUUGGUGCCUCGUCGAUCUUGGCCGAUAAGAUGGCGUUGAAAUUGGCUGGUACUUCGGCCGACUUGACUCCCGAGGAGAAAAAAGAGCAAGAAGGUUAUGUUGUCACCGAGGCAGGGUUUGACUUCACCAUGGGCGGAGAAAGAUUCAUCAAUAUCAAAUGCAGAUCAAGUGGAUUGGUGCCCGAUGUUAUUGUUAUUGUUGCCACCGUUCGUGCAUUGAAAGUGCAUGGAGGUGGACCCGAAGUCAAGGCUGGUGCUCCAUUGGCUCCCGAAUACACUCAAGAAAACGUCGAGUUGUUGAGAGCCGGGUGCUCCAAUUUGGCCAAGCAUAUUGCCAAUGCCAAAUCCUAUGGCUUGCCUGUGGUUGUUGCUAUAAACAAAAUGUCUUCCGACAGUGACAAGGAGCACGAGGUCAUCAAGGAAGAGGCAUUGAAGGCCGGUGCCGUUGACGCCAUUGUGUCGAACCACUGGGAAGAAGGUGGUAAAGGUGCCGUUGAUUUGGCCAAUGGGGUCAUUGAAGCAGCCAACAGCAGCGAUAAAAAUUUCAAUUUCCUUUACGGACUCGAGCCUUCGGUCGAAGAUAAGAUCUCAACCAUUGCUAAGGAGAUGUAUGGUGCAGCAGAGGUUGAGUUCCUUCCUGAAGCGCAAAAGAAGAUUGACUUGUACACCAAGCAGGGAUUUGGCAAGUUGCCAAUUUGUAUCGCAAAGACGCAAUAUUCGUUAUCCCACGAUGCAACUUUGAAAGGUGUACCCACGGGGUUCAAAUUCCCCAUUAGGGACGUGAGAGCUUCUAUUGGAGCUGGCUAUUUGUAUGCCUUGGCUGCCGAGAUCCAAACCAUACCUGGAUUGCCUACCCAUUGUGGAUUUAUGAAUGUCGAAGUGAAUGAAGAUGGCGAAAUCGAUGGCUUGUUUUGA
Messenger RNA from Lodderomyces beijingensis, 2841 nucleotides. NCBI's taxonomy places the organism in Eukaryota, Fungi, Ascomycota, Pichiomycetes, Serinales, Debaryomycetaceae. The record is from the annotation of a GenBank genome assembly.